AUGGCUCGGGGCCAAGCGGGCGGCACGCAGUCGAGCUCUCAUAGAGAAAUGAAGCUGUUUCUGCGCAACCGCAUGUGGCGCGACCACUGGUAUGUGCUAGUUUCCGUGGUCGUGGUCAUGGUGGCGCUCUUCAGCUCGGCCUUCCUGCAGUUCUCGACGUCACAGGACCACGUGUAUCGGCUCGAGGUGACGGAUUCGAAGCUAAUGGAACGUGUGUUUCGCUCUGGAGAACCGUGGGUGGUGCUAUGCUCGGGUCCGGACGACGUGUUGCCCGAAGUUUUUGACAAAGUGUCGCCGCGUCUUGCUGGCAAGAGCUUCGUGGGCGUAUUGGACUGCAAACAGAAGCUGCCGGCAUCAGGCAAGUCCGUGCUUAAGCGCUACGGCAUCAAGAGCAGCAUCUCACCCACUAUCUUCACGGUGGCCAACGGGGAGAAACCCAAGCAGGUCUUCCUCAACUACUUACAGUCGCCUGCCGCACUGGCUAAACACGUCACAGCUCGGACGAAGAAGGCCAUGCAGCAGGUGCAAAACUCAGCGCAACUGGAAGCUCGUUGUCUGUCUAGGCCCAGUUGUGUGCUCUUCCUGCGCGGUCAGAGAUUCCAGCCCUACGAGAAGCAAUGGAUAGACGAGCUGAUGCACAAACAUCGCACGCUGAGCUUCGCGUGGAUUGACGCAACGAGCUUGAAGCUGUCGCUCGAGAAUAUGCUGCCGGAUGCUCAACGUGGAGAACACCGCAUGGUGCUCUUUCGACGCCAGCGCGAUCCUGAUACAGGCAAAAAGGUGCUGGUGGCGAAGGCGUUCCGUGGUGCUGCGUUUGAUGCCGUGUCUGUGGGAGCGUUCCUCGACGACUAUGCCCAUGCAGACUCCCUCAAACCACUGGGAAAGACUCCCAAAGUCUUGCGAAAGAAGAAGAGUCAAACUUCGCAGCCAGACCAGUCGGGAGAUCGCGAGCGCAGGCAUCCCAACCGUAGGCGUCACAAUCGUCACAAGAAGCGCGUCUCUGAGGAGGAGAAGGACGACGCCUAUUACUUCCCACAGCAUCAGGACGAGAGCGACGAUGGAUCGAAUGUGAUCGAUGACGUUGAGGAGGAGGAGGACGUGCUGGACCUCGACGACGAAGACUAG
This is a messenger RNA of Phytophthora nicotianae INRA-310, 1125 nucleotides long. RefSeq lists its product as hypothetical. The coding region runs from base 1 to 1125 and encodes 374 amino acids. The transcript has a single exon. The record is from RefSeq and is a predicted model, not a curated record. NCBI's taxonomy places the organism in Eukaryota, Oomycota, Peronosporomycetes, Peronosporales, Peronosporaceae.